Molecule: messenger RNA, 2803 nt
Organism: Bombus pascuorum
Lineage: Eukaryota; Metazoa; Arthropoda; Insecta; Hymenoptera; Apidae
Product: general transcription factor 3C polypeptide 3
Exons: 4
Coding region: 1-2682 (893 amino acids)
Biological process (GO): transcription by RNA polymerase III
Cellular component (GO): transcription factor TFIIIC complex
Molecular function (GO): protein binding
Source: RefSeq, a predicted model, not a curated record
AUGGCGUUCGAUGAAAAAAAUGCAAUAGCUCCUGUGAUUAUAGAAGAAUUAGAUGAAAAUGCCUUAAAUAACAUGAAUGUUGAUAUGACAGAAUUUAUUGAAGCAAAAGCUUUAGAAAUAGAAGAUGUGCCACAAAAUGUUAUAUCAGAUGUUUUUUCGAGACAAAGUACUUCUGCUAUGGAUAUUACCACAGAAGAAGAAGAUCAUGAUUUAUUAAUAACUGCAGAUGAAGAGGAUCAAUUAACAAAGCAGUUUUUAAAUGGAGAGUUGACAUUCUCUGAAUAUUCUUCUAGAAUGGAUCAAGAUGUAGAUUUAGAAACUGCAGAAUUUGAUUUUUCUAGAAAUGAUUUUGAAAAUGAAGAAGUAGAAACAAAUAAAACAAUUCAAUCUAAAGCAUCAAAGCCACAAAGUGGAGGACAAAUACGUCAUAGACGGAAAAGAAGGACACUUCCACCUGUUCUGCAAGGUCUUAUGGGUGAAGCAAAUUUAAGAUAUGCUAGAGGAGAUACAGAAUUAGCUGCUCAGAUAUGUAUGGAAAUAAUCAGAUGUUUCUAUAGACAAGUACCAAGUGCUCCAGAACCAUUUCAUACAUUAGCAAUGAUAUAUGAAACAGAUCAACCAGAAAAGUCAUUACAGUUUGCUUUGAUAGCAGCGCAUCUUAGUCCAAAAGAUGCAGAUCAGUGGGUGAGAUUGGCUAAUAUGUCUCUUGAAGGUGGAGACAUAAAACAAGCUAUAACAUGUUAUAAUAAAGCAAUUCAGGCAAACCCAAAAGAUGUAACUUUAUAUGAAACAAGAGCUCAACUUUUGGAUCGUAAUGGAGAUAAAAGAGCUUAUUUAAAAGGAUUUUUGAAGUUAGUUCAUCAAUUAGAACCUGAAGAUGGUCAAAACAUAAUUAAGUAUGCUAAAAUGUUAGCUAAACGAUACAUGGAAGAGAACAAUAAUGAACAAGCAUUAGAGGCAAUGGAAAAUAUUUUUUCGAAAUGUCCUAGUUUCAUUACUCUAGAAGAAGUUAAUAUCAUGACUGAAAUAUUAAUAGCAUUAAAAAAGUUUAAAAGAAGUUUAAAUAUUUUAACCACAUACACCAGCAUUUGGGUAAAAUAUAAAACCAUUGAUGGUACUCAAGACUCUGAUUUAAUAAUAAAAAGAUUUGGAAAUGAUAAGAAAGAAGAAUUAGAAGAUAGCAAUAUAUGUGAAAUAGAAUCUUGUGGAGUGCCAGAUAAUGUUGUUGUUGACUUGAAGGCAAAAUUUCUUGUAAUACUUAUUGAAUUGAAUCAGAUUAAAUUAGCUGAGAAUUUUUUACCCGACUUCUAUUUAAAUGAAAAUCCAGAAAUUUCUGGCGAUCUCUUUUUAGAUAUAGCUGAAGCUUUAAUGGGGAAAAAAGAAUUUAAAAACGCUUUAAUGCUAUUAGAAGUAUUAGUCAAUAGUAAUAAUUAUAGUUUAGCUGCAGUAUGGUUACGACAUGCGGAAUGUUGGGUUGGUUGCAAAGACUUAAAAAGAGCAAUAAAAUCAUAUGAAAUUGUUAGACAAUUAUCAUCUCAACAUUUAGGUGCAAGAACAGCAUUAGCUAAGCUGUAUAAAUUAAAAGGUCAAUACAACAAAGCAAUAGAAGUUCUCAAUCAAGAUCCAGAGUCAGAUACUUUAGAUCCACAAGUAAUAUAUCAAAGGACAUUACUCCUUUUCAAAGUAAAAAAGUAUGAUGAAUAUUUUCAAUCUGGUAUGUUACUUUUCUCUAGACACUGCGCAAACAUAAGAAACAAAGUUGAAUUAAAUGGAAUAACUAGAGCAUAUGCAGUACGACAACGUUUGGAAACAUUGCAACUUCAUCGAUUAUCCUGUGGCGAAAAACUUGAAGAAGAAAAUGCACCAUCAUUUUUAGAUAAUACGGAAUUAAGUGAGAAGAAAGAAUUUCUCUUACUUUUGCAAAUGUGUAAAUUGGCUUGUACAUUAAGAAAGUAUGGAUUACUACAAAGAAUCUGUUCUAGUGCUUUAACAUCUAAAAGAUUUGAGAACAGGAAUUCUCAUAUUAUGUUUUUAUGCUUACUUUCUUGUAUUUACAACAAUGAUUCUUAUCAUGGAUAUAAUAUUGUACGACAAUUAAUACGCGUUUGUCAGGAACCAAAUUCUUGGAAUUUAUUAAAUAUUAUUGUGCAAAGAGCAGAAGAUUGUAGACACAAUAGAUUUAUCAUGCGGCUCCUUGGAAGGGAAGAUGUGUUUUCAUACUUGCAUAUAAUGCAUGCAAACAACUGUCUUAUCUCGGGAACAUAUAAAUAUGCUCUUAAUGAUUAUAUUUCUCUUUUCAAAGUAGUACCCAGUGCCUUAUUGGCAUUACUUAUUGGUGUAACUUUAUUACAAAUGGCAUGCCAGAAAUUUUCUUCUAAAAAAAAUCAACUUGUAAGUCAAGCUAUUGCUUUCUUGAAGAAAUAUUCUCAACUUCGUAAUGAAGAUGGUGAACAAGAAACAUACUACAAUAUGGGUCGUGCAUUUCAUCAAAUUGGUUUAUUACCAGCAGCUGUACAAUUUUAUAAAUUAGUACUUGAUAAGGACCCUGGAGAUUUAGUUAAAAAGAAUUCAUAUCUUUUAGAUUUAAGAAAAGAAGCUGCCUUUAAUCUACACCUUAUUUAUCUACAGUCUGAAAACUAUUUAUUAGCAAGAAUGUAUCUUGAAAAUUAUAUUACGAUUUAAUUUAAGAAAGUUAUUUACGAUGUAUGAUUAUUACUGUAUAUGAUUUAUAAACUUAUGUUACGUUGUAAAUAAAGAUGUAAAUAUUUUUUAUAGAAAUUAAACGAUUUUUAUAAAUGAACUA